AUGAGAGACUACCAGACAGCUAACCAGUCACCCCUAGAUGAGGGGGAUCCCAGAAGAGUGGAGCCUCUUGACCCCCCUGAGGGGUCGUCACCCGGGGAACGGGUGUUCGUUGAGGGGUACGAGACGGGCAAGCCAGACGACAAACUAAACCCAAAGAAAAAGCUGUGGGAGAAACUACAGGUGGACCUGAAGGUGUCAGGACAGUGCGUAGCCCAGUGGCAGGACAAACACCUGAUGACCAAACUGGGACACAUCACCUGUAAAACACUGAAGGGAGGCAACAUCAGCUAAGAGACACACUGUCAAUCCCUUGAUGCGCUCUCUACUUGCCCAGCUUACCUUCCCCAGAGAACCUCCACACACGUCACCACGGCAACGUCACUCUCUCUUCCCGCCCGGAGAACUAAUCAUUCAUAUGAAUAAUAAUACCUUGAUCAAUCUAAUACAGCGAUCUGGGUUUAAAUAAAACGGUCUUAUUUACUAUCGAUAUCUCUGCUGUGUUUUCACCUCCUGAUGUUUCAGUAAUCGUAUGGCUCUGUAAUGCUUGAAGUUAUUGUCGAUAUCUCUGUCUGGUGCCCUCUGUUUUUAAACACAUUGUCUCAUGUGGUCUGGGGAAAUUAUUUGAGGAAAAAUAUGGAACGACGUUUGUCGUGACCUAUUAACCUAGAGAGACACGUCGGCGAGUCAUCAACAGUCUCUACUGUCUCUAACCAUGUCUUAGAUCAUUCACCUAGGACCUAUCCUUUAGUGCCUAAAUCUAUUGCGUUGGGAUGAGAUAACGGUUGAAUCGGCAGGUUAUACCGGUCCUUUCCUGUGGAAACGCUGCCAUUGCUCUUAUGUCAUCAUCUUCAUCAUCAUCAUCAUGAAGAAAUAAACCGGUUGAAUCCAG
Messenger RNA from Oncorhynchus kisutch (coho salmon), 889 nucleotides. RefSeq names its product tyrosine--tRNA ligase, cytoplasmic-like. The transcript is spliced from 3 exons. The record is from RefSeq and is a predicted model, not a curated record. NCBI's taxonomy places the organism in Eukaryota, Metazoa, Chordata, Actinopteri, Salmoniformes, Salmonidae. The coding region runs from base 1 to 291 and encodes 96 amino acids. Gene Ontology annotation, molecular function: tyrosine-tRNA ligase activity.